AUGUUAGCCAUGUCGCACGAAUCGCAGCUGCUGGGGUUGCUCUGGUGCGAAGCAACGCAGCCGUCCUGCAAUGCAGCAACGCUGACGCGCAACAUCGGCGUGGCCUUCCGAUACCUGGAGACGCCAUGGGACGACAAGGCCAAGCAAAUCAUCGGUGCGCUCAUAACCCUGAACGCCGGCCCCAUGCACACCACCAUCUGGGCCGCCCUCUUUCAGCAGCUGCGUGAAACAGACAAGCCCGCCAUCAAGGUCUACAUUCUCAAGCAAUUCGCGAACGUCUGCUGGACAGUUCCCACUAAUCAAGCCGCGAAUGCGUUCCGUGCGUUCGCCCUCGAAGUGCGCCCGCUGUUGGAGGACCUUCAAGUUGUCGUGAAUGCCACUUUUCAGAGGUCGUUUGUCACAACAAUCAAGUUUUUCAGCUCCUUUGCUGAGAAAACGCUUUCCAAUGAACUCUUCAACGCUGUGUACCGGAGUCUGAAAGAAUGGAAACGGCCGGACAGCAUCCGCGCAGCGGUCACUGUCAUUGCAGCCAUGGCCAACGACAACCCAAGUUGCCCAUCUCCAGAGCAGCUUCUCCGCCGAGCAAGAUACGACUUGGAUUGCUUCAGUGUUGCUGUACUGCUGGACACCCUCGUAUCUUUCGAAGUUGCUCCCGGUCGCAUCUCGGAUGAGCGACGCAUUGUCGCAUUCCAAGACGAGCUGAGCGAGAUAUUCGACAAAAUUCUCGCUGCUCCGCAGGCGAACGAAAAGGUGAUUCCACCCUGUGUUAGUGCAUACCGACGACUGAAGCAGGUCUGCGAUUCGUGGGAGCCAGUAGCUGCUGAGCCCUUUGCGCUUUUCAUCGUGGAUGCGCUUGCUCAAGCAAAGAUCAGCAAGCUUCUUGUUUGCCCGUUUUUGCAUUUUCUGCAAGAAACACCGUGUAUCUGGUCGCGCAGCUCCAGGAUUGUGUGGCAACUGACGGGUAGUAGGGAUCCCUUUGUGCGCGCCGAUGCCUACGCGGCACUGGCGACCACUAUACAUGUCAUAGGCGCUCCAGAGCACCGGCUGGUGCUGGCAGACUUGAUGGAAAGGCUUCGCUUUUCAAUUGCCGAGCACUGCAGUCGCACCACUGUCGCCAUCCUCAAAUUCGUAAAGAAGCUUUUGCUGCAUGCACGCUUUCCCCCAUCUGCAGAGGAACUGUACCUUUCAAAGCUGCUGCACUUGUGCCGUCGUCACGGAAGGGGACUGUAUCACGAUGUGCCUGCGCAACUGGAACUACUCAAUGUGUUUCUCUGCGCUCGCGUUGCACCGGACGCCUUGGUCGUGUUUGCGCUUGAACUUUUUUCGGUGUCUCACGAUCGCGCGGUUGCCAAGAAGGCGUUUAGCGUGCUUCGCCAUUUCUCGACGGAAGUGUUUCUCGACAGUGGUGUGCAAACCAGUGGAGAAUACAGUGAUGACGCAAACUACUUUGAGGCCGCAAUGCAAAUGCGAUGCGCUGAGCCUUUCAAAGAUGAGCUCCUCCCAUUUGUUCGGCUGCAUCGUACCAAAGGGCUUUCUGCCUGCAUAUAUGCACGACUUUGCACGUUGGCUGAAAAUGAGACGAAAAACUCCAUUAGUUGCAUUAUUGUGUGCGAUGCUGUAAAGGAGAUUUGCACAACGAACGCAGCCCAUAUUUUCGACGACAUCUUUUUCAAGCACACAACAUUGUGUCUUUUGUCGCAGCUGCUUGUUUUGCAGGACCGUAUGCCGAGUGAUGCGUACGUGUCCCUUCUGCAGGCAUGCGCAGCUUGUCUUCAAGGCAAUGACCUCGGCAUCCGCGAAGACGCACAUCUGCUGAGCAUGCUAGUACAACAUUCGUGGAGUGCAAUCGUAACCUGCACCACAGCUUUGUUUUCUACUUUUCGUCCAGCACCCGUUUUACCCUCGUGUCGCUUUUUCCGCAAAGAUUCCCUUUCUCAAGCAUGCCGCCAUCUGAUUUUGAUGUGUCGAGAUAUUGCGUUGUCGAACGAUGUUGCUUUCUACGAUAGUACGUUGCAUGAGAUACUAACCAGCAACAUGAGCCUAUUCAUUUCCUGUGUCUCCUUUCUGCGCUGUGCACCAAUUUUUAUAGCGGAGUUGGUGGAGUCGGUAGACUGCUGGCUUGCAUGCUGCACUAUUCUCUCUACCUGUGUACCAAAAAGUGUGCUUCGACUCCUUACAGUGGUGCUUGAAGCAGCUGAGACAGAGUUGCCCGUGGCUCCACAGCGAGCGGGAGCAACGCAUUACUCUCUUUUGUCGGUGGCACGCAUGUGCAACAGCAUGGUGAAACAAGCAAUCGAAAUGGAUUUGCUGUUGUGCUGCCCUGAAAUCUGCAAUUUUCUGCUAUUUUUUAUUUCGAAAGAUGCAGAUGAUGAGGUAUUUUUGUUUCGCGAGCUUAUUGCAAACAACUGGACAUUAGUCGUCGACUUGUUUUUGUUUUGUGAGCGUAUCGUCAUGUGCUUGCACAACGACAACGAUGCUAGCGCCUUAGCUGCAGUUUUGAACCUUCUAUUAACGUUGUGUGACAGUGUCUAUUUCCCGCAGGUCACAAGUGUUAUUUCACGCGGCUCGUUGGAGGAACUGCUUCAAGUCUUGCGCAAAACACCCGAUUUCAGCCAAAAGUGCCAGUGUGUUUUCUUGGCCUCCCACAUUCUCGCUGCAUUUGACGAAAAGAACAGCCUUGAAGAGAAGAUGAGCGGUUGCUUUUCAGCGUGUAGUACCGAUGUGGAUUUUUUUGGGCGCAUUGAUCGCUUGGUGCAGCUUUGGAAUGCAAGUGAUGUCCAAACACAAGCUCGCUUAAAAACGUUGCUGACAAGUCCUAGCAGCAUAGAGAGGCUCGUCUGUGCAGCUGCUGUGGAUGUGCAGUACAUCCCCAAAGCCGUAGAGGCUGCUCUGGGUGCCUCGGCGGACCGCGAAGUACUAGAUGUUUUGUUGCUUAUUGUCACGGAAGCGGAAUCUGAGACACUCUCCCCUCUUCUGUUUGCCAUUAGCGAUGCGGUGUUCGGGGAGAACGAUGACCUCGUCAAAAGAAUUAUUCGCAGUUAUCGAUGGGGUUGGUAUGGAGGGCAGGAAACAAUGCGAAUGCUGUCGAGUGGCGCUUGGCGAAACUUAAGCACUCCACUAAGCGAGUAUCUGAAACUACUUUUCGGGUUUCACCAACUCGACAUAACAGAGCGUCACGUUCGCUGUGAAAGAUAUGUAGGUACAUUGGAUAGCUAUGAAUCCUCUCUUUCAUUUUGGCAGUUGCUAUCAGGCGGGGCAUCUGUAGAUAUAUUGCAGCACGAAAUGGAAACAGGUUUUUCUUUACUGCGUCUGACGGAAGUGCUGCAGCUGAAGGGCACAUCAGCUCUACGUACAGUUUGCUUGCUUUGCGACCAAGGUGUCAGUAUUGUGACUGCUUUUGGCCUCAGUAAUAUUCGCCGCUUAGCGAUCUUUUUCUCCACCGGCGUUGGUUGUGAACUGUCUUCAUGUGACCCUUUAUCAUUACUGCGACUGCUUCAAGUGCUUGUCAGCACCGCUAGAGGCUCUCUAGUGGAGUCUGAGCUGAGUGGGUGGCUGCAGCUAAGUUGUUGGCUUCUUUUGGAUCGAGUUUGCCUUUUUUCAAGUACCCAGGAAACGACGGAGGCUGCGAGCGGAAAGCAGCCGGCGCAAACAUUCGUGGCCGCUGAACUAGUCACCGUUUUUGUUCAGCUGUCGAAUCUGUUUCUCUGCUCCACUGCGAAGACCCUUGACGAUGUUGCCGUCUCCGUGAUCCGUUAUGCAAUACGCAACGCUACUAUCUUCACAAUGGGAGAUGUCAGCGAGCGUCUUUUUUGGAUGGUCGUGCGUCACUGCAUUUAUGAGGUGUGGGCUGCAAUCACAGCGGAAACUGUCGCGUCGGUGCGAGAUCCCGAGAUUAUUGUCUUUUUGUGCCGUGCUCAUGUGAAGGUAGGACUUCCGCUCCCCGUUCAGAGGGAGCUCCACGCUUUAUUCACGCCACAGUUGCUUUCAUACGGUAAUGCGGAUUCCGAGCUUGAGGAGGACAGUCUCCGAUACAUUCUUUGGCUUGUUGGCAAAUUUGCGAGCAGCGAUGUGCACUCUUCGGUGCGUGGUGGGGCUUCUUCGCUGCAGCAUGCGCCAAAAUGGACAGACACUGCUGAUAUUGGCGCACCGUCAUCUGGUAGGCAGGCGCUGAAGCACUUGCCUGCUGCGGAGAGCAACUUCAGCCGGAAAGACGCGCGGUCACUUGCUGCUGCCGUCCGCCGCGUUACAGCUCAGCUGGCAGAGAGGGUGCUUGCAAAUACCACAGGUGCUACGCCGAGCAAUGUUCUUGAUGCCCUUGGUGUCUUGUGCAACCUUGCGCGGCCCGCACCAGCUGAGUCUGGCCCUGCAACGCCGCUGCUGUCGAAUGUCGUUAGUCUAGAUCAUGUGUACCGGAUUGCAUGCGAUUUCACCAAGGCGUUUCCGCUGCUCUCUGCCGAUGCAUCACUGCAUCCCCCAGGACACUGCCUUGAUCACCUCCUGGGGCAGCUACCAAAAGAGAGGCGUGCUCACAGCAUCCCUGAUGCUUUGUGCCUGAACAGCAUAGCAUGGCUAUUGAGCAAGCUGCUGCAGUCGUGGGGCCGAGAGAACGCACCUGACUCGGCGCUGCCGGCUCAGCUUCCAUGCGUGCUCGCUUUGUACCUCCCCUACCUUUUGCGCUGCGACCUGCCGUCUUACCUUUGCUCACUGCAGGGCCUUCGCUACUUGUCGGUCUGCGGCGCAACUCCGGAGGUGGAGGCUGUCUACGAUGUCGCCCUGCCGAGACUCAUGGAGGAUUUGGUGGACGUGCGGUGGGGUGCCGGCCUUGCGGGCUGUUGGUACGAGAUACUCGUUGAUUGUCUCAGUCGUGUUCCAGGUGCUGUCCCAGAUGGUGGCCGGCAGCUCUCUCGGCGCAUCUGGGAAGGGCUGUGGCGCGGAGCCGGCUCUGUGGAGCACAGCUGCAACCAGCGCUUCAGCGAGCGCGCUCAGCGGUCGCUCCAACAGGUUAUCCACGGACUCGCGCCCAGGUCUGCGCAGUGGGAGCUUUGCCGCUUGGUUGUGCUUGAUAGCGGUCUGCAGAGUCGACGUGUGGUACUGACACCCGUGGCGGCAUCCGCGUUUUCUAUCGAGUCUCAUACCGAGGCCUUCUUUUGGCUGACACGGGAACUUCAGGAGCGAACGUGGCGCUCACAGCUUUUGCAGACACAAUCUGCUUUCGUGCACUACGGCGCUGCGGUCCUUGACGCGGACAGCUCUCGAUCUCUCUUGUUCGAGUUCGAAAAGGCAGUUGCACCGAUCCGCGAAUCACCCGACGAGAGGGGUGAGUUUGCAAUCGGAGAAGAGGCUGCUUGCAUCAUUGCGGAAGGUGUGCGGGAUUCCCUUUUCAGCGCCACAGACGCUGCACUUGCUGCUCUUAACCACUUCGAUUUUGCCGACAUCAUGCAGCGUCGCGCCGUUUUACACGAGUUGGCUAAAAUGAUGGUGAGAAGCGAUGCAAAUACCCCGUCGUGGGCUGAGGUGUACUUUGACGUUCUUUAUGAACGGACGACUUGGCAUGACGAGGGUCUGUGGGUUGCGUGCGCACUGGCGACGGCCGCGGUUGGUCAAACUGAGCUGUGCUGGUCAAAGACGGUGCUAGCAUCCUUGAUCCCCGCUAGUUCAAGUGCUUGGAAGCGCGAGCUAAUGCGCCGCAUUGGGCAGCGCGCCAAGAUCAGCGGUGCGCAGCGGGAAGCGCGGCGGUUUUUCGCGGACGCAGCUGAGCGACUUUCGGCGCUGCAAGGGCCUCCUUCGCCGUGGAAGCGCGAACUGUUGGCCGCUGUGUUGUCUGUAUUUUCUUCUUGA
Messenger RNA from Leishmania major strain Friedlin, 5838 nucleotides. RefSeq lists its product as hypothetical. The transcript has a single exon. The record is from RefSeq and is a predicted model, not a curated record. Lineage: Eukaryota; Euglenozoa; Kinetoplastea; Trypanosomatida; Trypanosomatidae. Bases 1 to 5838 code for a protein of 1945 amino acids.